GGUGAAGUCAUCGAUACAAGAUAUUGAACUUGUGCCAUAUAUUGAAUAAUUAUUAUGGGGAUAUUUCCAGACGUUUUAAAGGACAGAAAAUUCUGCUUUGGUUUUCAGAUUUUCAUUUAUUUGCCCUGUCAUUCUUAAAUCUCAUAAUACGUAGUUAUGAUAUCCUCAUCUUGCAAAGUAGCCACACUGCUACUUUCAUUCCUCCCAUACACAUCCGCAACCUACUCCUACUACCCUUCAAGCACACCCACAAAUGCCACAAUCCCCAUCCCCACCUCACCCUGCGAUGCCGUAACAGCAUGGCCAUCUGACCUCCCUGGUGUGCCCUACACUUCGCAAUCCCCAGAUGAGGAACUUACUUCUAUCCUGGAACAAGUCGAUCCUGUUCGCAUUCAAGCUAUUGUCGAGAAGCUUGUCUCUUUUGGGACGCGUCAUACACAGAGCUCACAGACUGAUCCUGCACGAGGCAUUGGUGCGGCGAGGGAUUGGAUCUUGAAGGAGUAUCAGGGGUAUGCGGAACAGAGUGAGGGAUGGAUGACAGUGGAGUUGCAAAGUUAUGUGCAAAGCCCUGGAGGGAGGAUUUCGGCCCCGACGAAUAUCAGUAACAUUAUUGCCACGUUGAAAGGAACCAGCGAGCCAGAACGGAUUGUGAUUAUGAGUGGGCAUUAUGACUCCAGAAACACAAACGUCAGCAACUCUGUUGACGAUGCUCCUGGAGCGGAUGAUGACGCUUCAGGAGUUGCCAUAGCCAUGGAACUCGCCCGCAUUAUGGCCACCCACCGACCUCUUGCAACCAUCCAAUUCGCAGCCGUAGCAGGCGAGGAGCAAGGUCUCCUCGGCUCAACUUACAUGGCACAAAUACUCGCCAAUGCCUCUGCUAACGUUCAAGGAAUGUGGACGAACGACAUCGUUGGCUCUCCCAUCGGAGAUGACGGAAAGAACCAAUCCAACAUAAUCCGCAUCUUCGCCCAAGGCAUCCCAACCAACGAAUCCACGUCGCGAGCAGCCCAACGCCUCUCCAUAGGCGGUGAGAACGACUCACCAGCCCGCCAGCUAGCACGCUUCACCGUCGACGUAGCAAGUAACCCCCUCACUGGUAUGCAAGUCGAGACCGUCUACCGCCUCGAUCGCUACCUACGCGGAGGAGACCACGCCCCUUUUCUAGCAGCCGGCUACGCCGCGAACAGAUUCACUGAACCUCGCGAGGAUUUCGCACAUCAGCACCAAGACGUGAGGGUGGAAAAUGGGACGCAGUACGGUGAUUUGGCAGAGUUCUGUGACUUCUACUAUAUUUCGAGAGUGGGCAAGGUGACGGGUGCGGCGGCGUGGAGUCUUGCGCAGGGACCGGAUGGCCCGAAGAAUGUUACUCUUGAUACGGCGGGAUUGACAAAUGAUAGUCUGUUGAGGUGGAGGGGGGUCAAGGGUGCGGUGGGGUAUGAGGUUCUUUGGAGGGGGACAGAUGAGAGCGUUUGGAGGGGAGUGGUUGAUGUGGGUGAUGUGCAGAGUGCAAUGGUGGGGAUCAGUAAAGAUAAUGUUGUUUUUGGAGUGAGGAGUGUGGGCGGGAAUGGUUACAAGAGUCCAGCCGUGUUCCCGUUUCCUGGGUAGGUGAAGGAAGGCGAGCAAGUGUGUUCUCUAUGUACCGCUGUAUUGUAUUUCAGGCUGGGAGAAGAAGUGCAAAUAAGUACGAGCUGGAAAUAGCUGCUGUAAUGCCCAUAGCAAUAAUUCUGGGAGUCUAGAGCUCGUUGUAAGGAAAGCGAAGUUCUAACUGCCUGUGUAAUUGAUAUGAUUGUUGAUAGACGUCCUGUUUCGUCGUAAACUAAGCGAGGGUCGAUUAGGGGGUCUCUCGCUAGAGUCAAAACAAGGAGCCGGAUAUCUUGG
Messenger RNA from Cadophora gregata, 1878 nucleotides. RefSeq lists its product as uncharacterized. Gene Ontology annotation, biological process: proteolysis. Lineage: Eukaryota; Fungi; Ascomycota; Leotiomycetes; Helotiales; Ploettnerulaceae. Bases 157 to 1605 code for a protein of 482 amino acids. Gene Ontology annotation, molecular function: metalloexopeptidase activity. The transcript is spliced from 4 exons. The record is from RefSeq and is a predicted model, not a curated record.